AAGACCAGAACUCCGUUCGACCGCUACCAUUUGAGUGCUGGCUGCCCCACGUGCUUUUCACCGGUAAACCGCCAAACAGCCGUCGAAACUUGUAUGCCCUCCAUUCAAUCAUCUCGUCCGCUGAUAAUGUAUUAAAACUUCGAUUCGCUGAUCACAGGAGAUUAAAAUGGAUUCCAAAGCACGUUCCCUUCUGUUGGCGUGUUGUCUACUCUUUGCGGCGAAUGGAGCGCACUCGCAGGGCCCCGUCUUCGUGAAUCCCAACGACGCCGCGGCGACGCUGUCGAGCCAGACGGCGUCUCCAGGCGACCAGGGAAAUUACGUCACUCAAACAGUCUAUGGCUUCCUGGAUUUCACCACGACAAUUGGUAACACUGUCAUGGUUUUCUCCCCCCAGAGCGCCGCGCCAGUAGAAAACAAACCGGCAUCGAACGAGAUCUCUCCAAACAACGCGAUAGAAACGAAACCGCUCACAACGAAGAAAGACCAACCGAUCAAACCGACCAAAACCGAGUCGAAUAAAAUCGACAAAUCUUCGGAGAAAAAAGCCUCGUCGAUCGUCCAACUGAAAUCCGAUCCUCCGCGAGCCAUUUCCUCAAUUUCGAUCAAAUCGACGACAAUCCAGCAAUCAUCGGCGCCCAUCAUCGUGAGCAGCAUCGUCGAGAUCGUCGAAGGGACGACGUCCAGCGUCUCUUCCAUCAUUAGCGCGUCCACAAAGCUAGCAGAACCUCCGAUAAUCACGUCCAACAAAGCGCCGGACUCCAACAUCGUCACCAUCAUCAAGUCCGAUAACGAACCGGCUCCCGUACUCGCCAAUAACAUCGGUGAACCGGAAUACGAUUUUCUAUCGCGCCAGCCAUCCGAGGUGGUAGAGGAGACCUACAAGGUGGUGAAUCUGAAGCCGAGUUCGAAGUUCCUGCUGAAGCACCGGUCGGCGACGGAGGCGAAGAAGAACGGGCUAGCCACCAAGAGGGGUGGUGAUGCCCAUCCGACCGGUUUGGUGACCAAAUUGGGCGGUACCGUGGUGAAGGACGGCACCACCACCGUCAUCGAGACCAGCGUGAUAGGCACUUACAUAUCCGGCAAAUACGCCCAAGUCCUUCAAAGCACGUCGAGAAAAAUCCAGCCGACACAAAGCCUGCGUAUAUUAAAAACCGCCGCUCCCUCGUUAGGCAAAGGAAAUAAACAGAGGCACGUCGAGGCGACCCCGCUGGGCGAAACUAACGAAGAGCCGGUCGCGCUAUCGGCCGAUGCGGCUCAGAACUCCAUAAAAUCCGCGCGGAAGCCCUCCGGCCCGGCGGGUAGCGCUUACAAAAGGUUCAAAAACAGGCACAAAGAAUCGGAUGUCGCCGUUGCCGCAGAGGAAGACAACGAGCCGACGCCCAAUUAUAAGAAAUCUCAGAAGAAUAGGAGUCAAUCGCUGCCGGCUAGGAACUCCAAACACCACACAACCACACAAAGACCGAAACAGCAAAAAUUCGGCGGCGGUAGAAACCGAAAACAAACUACACCGAAACCGUCUGUACACAGCGAAGAACCACCGACCAGCCCGUCGGGAAAACGUUACUCUUCCAGAAGAACCAGCAAAAGCUCCAAAUCGCCCAGCGAAUCAUCCACCUCGUCCAGUUUCACCAGAAGAGGCUACAAACCUAAAGUGCAACCCUCCGCCGUCGACUCCACCAGCAGCUCGUCCAGCUUGUACAAGUUCAAACUAAACAGAUCUCCGGGCAGAUGGCAGUACAAAACCACUUCGAGGCCCCGGGUAACUAUCCGAAAGCAAAACAGCGACGCGGCGGCGAACAAUAACGAAGUCCCGUCCUCGCCGAUGCCGCCCCCGGCCCCGCAGGAGGGCCCGCAAUCCCCGAUCAACGACGUCGUUACGUCCCAGGCCCGAUCCGACGACGUCGACAGUCUAGAAGGUUCCGAAUCAAUUGCUUCAAUUAUUGACGACGGUAGCGCGACGGGGAAUAAGCUGGACGCGAAUCCCGAUCCAGAUGAGGAGCGGGAGGCGGCUCUGCCAGCCUUUCCAGUCGAGACGAUUAAGGUCGAAAUUUCGGCGCCGUCCGAUUUCGGGGAUAUUUACUACGAGAUUGCCACCAUUAAGUCGCCAUAUACUUUCCAGGUGGGUAGCGUGAAAAACACCAGGUACGUCACGGUGACUUCGACCUUCGAAAAAAGCCUUGAACACACCGCCGAUCCGAUGAUCAAGGCCACCGAACCGCUCACCGAGAACAUCCUGGCGACGUCCAGCAACUACGCCAAAGACAACAAUUUCCUCGAUUCCAGCGUCGCGACGCUGCCUCCAUUAUACCUCGCCUCCGAUAUGGUAACCCCGCCGCUCGAAACCUUCACGGAGACCUUCAACACCACCCAAACCAUGCUCAAAACUCACAUACUGCCGGUGGUUCGGAACGGCAACGACACCAGCAGCUCCACGCUGGUGCAAACCUAUCUGAUAACCAGAUUGGUGACUGCGACCAAAACCCUUCCGCCGAUGGAGGCUUAUCAUUUCAUUCCGAGUAAAACGUUGAACGAGUUCAACAGCCAUUUGGACGAGGCCGGUUCGGAAUUGCAUUUGGAACUCGAAUUCGGCGAUCAAAACGAUCAGGAAGAGCCGGUGAGGAAGGUGACUCUGCCGGCCGAUUUGGAUCUGGCCAACAUCGGCUCCAAAUUCGACAUAUCGGACGUGGAUAAAACGAAAAUAGAAGGUCAUUUGAAGUCGAAGAAACCCGCCAAGCCCGUCUCGAACGAUUUGAACCACCAACAAUUGCAGCAGCCGGUGAGCCCCGAGCAAUUGCAACAGCUGGCCCUCUACAGAUUUUUGAAUCCCAACGCCGCCCAACCGCAGGUCAUCACGACGUCGAAACCCGUCAUACGAAUCGAAACUUUGUACGAAACGUUCAUUUUACCGGUCACUCAAGGCCACAACACCAUCCAAAGCACCAUUUCGAAAUUGAAGGGCACCAUCACCAAAACCGACUACGAAUUCGGCACCAGCACCAUCGGCCCGUCGUUCCCUCAACUGAAUCCGCUCCAGCACCAGUUGCCUCAGUUGCCUCUUCAGCCGCAAUUGCCCCAGUUGAACCCGUUCCUGCCCCAGCCUCAACAACAAUUCGCCGUGACCUCGUCGCCCGUCGUUCAAACCACUUCUGUUACCCAAACCAACAGUAAGGUUUUGAAGUUGACUUUCGGGGCUAAAACUGCUCACACGACGAUCUACUCCACGACUGUUGUACCUACGGUGACGACUUCUUAUGUUACGGCUUCCGUUCCGGUGCCCGGAGCGGGAGGUUAUCCCGGAUUUUAUCCGGCUCCGUUUCCAGGGUAUCCGUUCGUCGGUUAGGAUGUAGUCGAAUUUAGGAAAAUUUGUUACCAAUUUGAAUGUUUUUGGCUAGUCUUCACCAGGUGUGGUCUAUUUUUUUUUGUGGAAUUUUAUUUACUAUAUCUUCUAUUGAAGAACAUUUUUUUUGAAUUACGUAAGAUAAUUGGUUGGUGUAAGUAUUUGUGGUGCUGCAAAUUACCUACAAAAAACUUCUACUUUUAAUUAGAUUAAGAUAGGUUUAAUUCAUGGUGCAAAUUACAAAUUAAAUUUAUCCACCGUUUUCUAUUCCGUUAAUUUAAGUUUGUUAGUUUUAUUUGUGAAACGGUAAUAUAUAUUUUUAACGUUCGUUUCGGUUAGAACGGCAUUGACCAGAUACGAAUAAUCCGGACUGUUCCGGGGAAAAACGCGCCGGAAAAAUCGUAAAUUUUGAACAGUCCAGUGGCUGUUAAUGGGCAAUGUAAGCGUUCGAAUCGAACUGACUAUACACUGUAUCAUUAUUUGUACAUACAUACUAUAAGCAUUAUUAUCAAUUGGUAAAAUAUUCUUGAAAUCAAAAAUUAAUUGCUUCUGUAAAUUAAUUAGUUAAGAAUCUGUAUAGUUAGGGAAUAGAAUUGUACUGAUAUUAGCGUGUAAUUUAUUGAUAUUAA
Phyllotreta striolata is the source of this 3966-nucleotide messenger RNA. Lineage: Eukaryota; Metazoa; Arthropoda; Insecta; Coleoptera; Chrysomelidae. The record is from the annotation of a GenBank genome assembly.